Dicentrarchus labrax (European seabass) is the source of this 627-nucleotide messenger RNA. RefSeq lists its product as uncharacterized. Lineage: Eukaryota; Metazoa; Chordata; Actinopteri; Moronidae. Bases 1 to 489 code for a protein of 162 amino acids. The record is from RefSeq and is a predicted model, not a curated record. The transcript has 4 exons.
AUGGACGAUGGUAACUUUGUCAUCUACGGCUGGAAGCCUGUGCGAGCUUCAGACACUUCUGGAACAGAUGUUUUCUGUCUGCUCAUGGAAGAAGACUGCAACCUGGUCAUGUACAACAAGGUUGUGCAAUCCAGAAUCAUGAGCAGGAACUUCCUGUCCAAAGAUCAGGAGCUCCGCAGGGGAGACUAUCUGAUGUCCAACAACAAGGAGUGGAAGCUUAUUUUCCAGGACGAUGGUAACUUUGUCAUCUACGGCUGGAAGCCUGUGUGGGCUUCAGACACUUAUGGAUCAGACGCUGUCCGCCUGGUCAUGCAGGAAGACUGCAACCUGGUCAUGUACAACAAGGAUGGGCAUCCCAGUUGGCACACAAACACACAUGUGAAUGGUGAUUUCAGGAGCCGUCUUCACCUGACCGAUGAUGGCAAACUGUUGGUGUUCAAUGAAGGGGAAGAACUUUGGAGCUCUGCUAACUCCACAGGCAUGAAAUGAAGUCAUGACAUUGCAAGCCUUUUUAAACUAAAAUGCUCGGCAAGUAAAAGUCGUGUUUGGAUGUCAGUGUGAAUUACAGUAAACCUGACUGUCAUGUAACCUGAAAUCAAAUAAAAACACAUGCUAACAAUGUAUAAA